Molecule: messenger RNA, 474 nt
Organism: Cooperia oncophora
Lineage: Eukaryota; Metazoa; Nematoda; Chromadorea; Rhabditida; Trichostrongylidae
Source: the annotation of a GenBank genome assembly
AUGAGCAGCAACUGUCCUUUCGAAAAAGCCAUUUUUGUUUUGGACCGAAUUUGCUUCAUAUAUUGGAUUGUCACUGUUCCUAUCUACACGUUUAUAAUGCUCGUUUUGAUUCACGCGCAGAGGAAAAAUGUUGUGAACCUGACCAGUUCUUUCUACAAACUCUGCAUCUCGGCAGGUUUCACAGACAUCGUGACCCUGCUCACCAAUUAUUUCGGUGCAAUAUUCCCAAGGUGGGGCUGGUUCAGCUCCGUUUAUUCGGCUAUUGGCGAACAAUGGAUGUACAUAUAUCUCGUCAUAUCUUGGGGUUCAGUGAUCAAUCAAUCGUUUUCGGUAUCUUUAUUAGCCGCGAAUCGUCUUUCGGCUAUUCUGUUCCCCCGAUUGUACGACAAGGUACUUCUUCUUCCAGUUUCUAUUUUUCAUGGAAGUCCUAAAGAAGGCAGAUCGAGAAAAGCUGAAUCGUGGUUGUCUCAUUGA